This is a messenger RNA of Hippocampus comes (tiger tail seahorse), 1939 nucleotides long. RefSeq names its product aurora kinase A (gene aurka). Gene Ontology annotation, biological process: protein phosphorylation. The coding region runs from base 266 to 1636 and encodes 456 amino acids. Lineage: Eukaryota; Metazoa; Chordata; Actinopteri; Syngnathiformes; Syngnathidae. The record is from RefSeq and is a predicted model, not a curated record. The transcript has 10 exons. Gene Ontology annotation, molecular function: ATP binding; protein kinase activity.
GGAUUUUUGAAAUUAAACUAACGAAUCGGGGCUAUGUUUGGAGCCAUCUUCGGACGCCACAUUGUUUUUUCUCUCUCUCAAGAGACGAGCGUUAAUAGCGUUGAGGUUUCAAGACGCCUAGCGUAACAUCAUUCUUGAAUUACUCGAUCCCUACUGUCCGCUGCAGUGAAAGAAUUGCAACAUAAACGAGGUUAACGUUGCGUACCAUCGAUCGUUUUCUGGAGUGGUUCCUCAGGGUCGUCGUGUAAUUUCCUACACUUUGACUAUGGAGACCGCUGCCAGGGUCAAACAACAAAACGAUCUAAAAGUUCAGAGGCCUGAAAUGAAGCUAGCAGAAGACGGACCAAUGCGUAUCCCCAUCUCCCACCAGUCACAUAUGGCUUCUAAGCAUUUAAUAGCCCCGUCCCACCAACCGCAACGUAUUCUGUCAGUGUCUAAUGGGCCACAGCGCUGCGUGCAGCCGUUAAGACACAAUAAGUCUGCACCUCAACUCCCCAGUGUCACCAGGUCUGCUCAACCCGCUGAUCAGAAUGUCAAACCGGCGACCACAAAUGUGAAUCUGCAGCCCAAACUUGCUGUCCAGCGAAGCCAGCCCAAGAUGAAUGAACCCAAAGUGAACCUGGGGAUGACAAAACCUGCUGUAGGAGCCACUAAACCAGCUAUUGUACCUGCUGUAGGAGCCACUAAACCAGCUAUAGUGCUAUCUACAAAACCUGCAACGCAAGCUGUAAAACCUGAGAUACCACAGAACAAACCACCCAAGAAAGAUUCUGCAGACUCAACAUCAUCAAAGAGCAAGAAGCGCUGGAGUCUGGACAGCUUUGAAAUCGGCCGGCCACUGGGAAAGGGCAAGUUUGGCAACGUCUACCUAGCCAGAGAGCGCCAGACCAAAUUCAUCCUGGCCCUGAAGGUGCUCUUCAAAAAGCAGUUGGAGAAGGCAGGUGUGGAGCACCAACUGAGGAGAGAGGUGGAGAUCCAGUCUCAUCUCAGGCACCCCAACAUAUUGCGCCUUUAUGGCUAUUUCCACGACGAUUCCCGGGUGUACCUCAUUCUCGAGUACGCCCCCAAGGGCGAGCUCUUUGGUGAGCUGCAGCGCUGUGGCUUUUUUUCUGAAGAUCGCAGUGCCACGUACAUCAUGGAACUAGCGGACGCCCUGGACUACUGUCACUCAAGGAAGGUGAUCCACAGGGACAUUAAGCCUGAGAACCUCCUGCUGGGCGCCCACGGCGAGCUGAAGAUCGCAGACUUUGGUUGGUCCGUUCACACGCCGUCAUCCAGGAGGUCGACUUUAUGUGGAACACUGGAUUAUUUGCCCCCCGAAAUGAUCGAAGGAAAGACCCAUGAUGAAAAGGUGGACCUGUGGAGUCUUGGUGUGCUUUGCUACGAAUUCCUGCUCGGGAAACCACCAUUUGAAACCAAGUCUCACGAGGACACGUAUCGUAGGAUAUCUAGGGUGGAGUACUCGUACCCGUCGCAGUCAAGCGUCAGCGCGCUGGCCAAAGAUUUGAUUUCUCUCCUGCUGAAGCACAACCCGGCGCAGAGACUGCCCAUACAAGGGGUUCUCUCUCAUCAAUGGGUGGUCCAAAACUCCACCAAGAAACCCAGUACCCACACCACGGAAGAGACCAGACAGUAAUGCAAUCAUUUCAUCUUUUCUUCCCGUUUCCAUUUUUCUUGUAAAUAUUUCACUGUUUUUUUUUCUAAUAACUAAGAAUUUUAUUGACUUUUGAGAUGUCGUUACUUGAAAUAAAAUAAAUUAUCCACCUGCACUUUCCCCCCUAGUGCCCUCCAGAUUUUUUUCUUGGAGUGCUCUUUUGUCCUUGGACAGCAGGGGCCGCCAGUGCAACACUAUCGCUCAUACGGAUUGUGACGCGUUUCUCCCGCUGUCUCUUUGUGCUCGAAUUGCAUUUGUAGCUCCAAUAAAAGUGUUGAAACCUAA